GCGUGAAUGAAGAUAUCUCCUUCAAGUUAACGUUGAUCCCUGAUGCAUUGAUCAAUCAAUCGGCGCUAUCAGCACUAGUUGACAUAUUGGAAUGAUUCGAUUUUUUUUCACCCUUGCAUCAGGUGAGUACUAUAUAUACAGUGCCUUCAUCAUGAUGAUAGGCUCUAAAUCCGGCUGUUCUUUAUCACUCAACAUUAUUGCAUCUUUCUUCGUUACUGCUAUCGAACCGGAUUGCCUCUGACGACGUCCGCAGGAUGGAAAAGACUCUGCACGGCUCCCCCUCGUCAGACACGAUGAAGGACGAUCGUUUCGAAGAGAUCUCAGAUGCAGAGAAAGCUGUUCUUGAAGGGACUGUCUGGAGGAAGUUAGAUAUAUGGGUGCUGCCCGUCUGCACUAUGUUCUAUCUCCUUUCUUUCCUUGACCGGAGUAAUAUCGCAAAUGCUCGGGUUGCUGGCAUGCAGACUAGUCUCAAGAUGACCAACCACCAGUACAGUAUUGCUCUGACCAUGACAUAUGUCCCGUACAUCGCAGCAGAGUUCCCUUCGAACUUGCUGUUGAAGUAUGUGGGACCACGGUGGAUGCUGCCAACCAUGGUCACCAUAUGGGGCCUUGUGGCAACCAUGCAAGGCGUUGUGAAGACUUACUCGGGUCUGCUGGCCUGUCGAUUCUUCUUGGGUCUCAUGGAAGGUGGUCUGUUCCCUGGUCUUGUGCUUUAUAUGUCUUUCUUCUAUCCAAGAGAGAGAUUGCAGAUCAGGGUUGCUACGUUCUUCGCAUCCGCGUCGCUCUCUGGCGCAUUCUCUGGUCUGCUGGCAGCUGCUAUCAUGAAUCUCAAUGGGAAGGGUGGGAGACCUGGAUGGGCUUGGAUCUUCAUUCUUGAGGGAAUUUUUACCUUUUUGUUUGGAUUGACAGCCUUCCUGCUCCUUCCUAACUCCCCGUGUACUGCGCGCUUCUUAUCUACGAAGGAACGCAACUAUGUCAUGGCUAAACUGAAGGCGGAUGGUGCCGUUGCUGAUGACGACAGGAGCGAUGGCUUCAGUUGGAUUGAGGUGAUUCGGUGCUGCCAGUCAAUUCACGUCUGGCUGUUGGCGCCUGUUCUAUUUUUCCUCGGUACAACAUUGUAUGGCCUCGCUUACUUUGAGCCCACGAUCGUCGCUGGUCUGGGUUACACCGGCAAUAAAGCACAGCUGAUGAGCGCACCGCCCUUUGCGGUUGCGUUUGUGGUCUCGAUGAUCACUGCAGUGAUUUCGGAUCGGUACAAAUGCCGUGGCUUCAUUCUUAUCUUCUUCUCGACUUGUAACCUUGUCGGAUUCAUCAUGUUCUAUGCGAGCAAAUCAAAUCAUGUACGUUAUGGAUCACUCUUCCUGACUAUCAGUGGGUCGUACUGCGGCGCUCCGCCGGUUAUCACAUGGGUAGCGAACAACAGUGCACCACACGUCAGACGGGCAACUUCUGUCGCUAUCGCAUUUAUCAUGACCAACUCCGGUGGUAUCCUGGCCACCUGGCUUUUAGGCUCCUUGUCUCCUGCACCCGACUAUAAAAAAGCUACGAUCACCUUCAUCAUCAUGUCAGUGGGCAUGGUAAUACUCUCUUGCACCACCUUGGCGUACUUUUGGCACCAGAACCGCUUAAAGGCCGACAGACGGCAGUUUAGCACUCCUGAGGAAGAACCCAAAGGCCUGGGCGAUAAAAGUGCCUGGUUUGUUUAUAACUUGUAGAAGACUUGCAGCAAAAAGACUUGUUACAUGUUACCCCUAGUUACGAAGAUAACUUAUUCUUGAAUGCAUGAUUCUUGU
Suillus fuscotomentosus is the source of this 1793-nucleotide messenger RNA. Its product is annotated as major facilitator superfamily domain-containing protein. The record is from RefSeq and is a predicted model, not a curated record. Gene Ontology annotation, cellular component: membrane. NCBI's taxonomy places the organism in Eukaryota, Fungi, Basidiomycota, Agaricomycetes, Boletales, Suillaceae. The coding region runs from base 255 to 1715 and encodes 486 amino acids. The transcript has 13 exons. Gene Ontology annotation, molecular function: transmembrane transporter activity. Gene Ontology annotation, biological process: transmembrane transport.